This is a messenger RNA of Lucilia sericata (common green bottle fly), 1743 nucleotides long. RefSeq names its product zinc finger BED domain-containing protein 4-like. The record is from RefSeq and is a predicted model, not a curated record. NCBI's taxonomy places the organism in Eukaryota, Metazoa, Arthropoda, Insecta, Diptera, Calliphoridae. Bases 1 to 1743 code for a protein of 580 amino acids. The transcript is spliced from 3 exons. Gene Ontology annotation, molecular function: protein dimerization activity.
AUGGAAGAAACCAAAUGUGAAAAAAGAGCCUUAACAUCAAUGCCAACAACUUCUCUGCAAGCCGCAAAAAGACAAUUAACAAUAAAUGAAUCUUUAAGGGGUAAAGUUAUGUGGGACGUGUGCAACCCGAGAUCAAAGGAAAUAGAUAAAUUAAUUGGAGAGAUGGUUGCUUUGCAAGAUCUUCCGUUUAAUUUUGUAGAAGGAAUCGGUUUCAGGCGUUUAAUGGAGUCAGUAUUACCCCGCUAUGUUUUGAGGGGACGGCAAUACUUUACGGAAUACGUUUGUGAAACAAUGUAUGCAGAAAUCAAGAACCAAAUUGUUCAGUUAUUAAAAACAUUUAACAAACUUUCUUUUACCACUGACAUUUGGUCGGAACCCAGUGCUGGGGUUUCUCUUUUAAGUUUGACAGCACAUGGUAUAUCAUUGGAGUUCCAAAGAGUAAAUAUUGUACUCAGGUGUGAAAGCAUCGAAGGCAGUCAUACUGGCGAUGUUAUAAAAUCAACUAUACUUUCAAUGAUAAAUGAAUGGCAAAUUUCUGAUAAAGUACACUGCGUUGUCCAUGAUAAAGGGUCUAAUAUGAUUAGAGCAAUGAAUCUUACUAACUUUUUGCACAUAAACUGUUCCGUACAUCAGCUUCAACUUUGUAUUAAAAAUGCUUUAAACUUAAAAGAAAUUCAAGGGCUUAUUGCGACUAACAGGAAACUAGUCUCACAUUUCAAUCACUCACUUUUGGCAAAGGAAAAGCUGAGUAAUAUACAAAAAAACAAGCUGAACCAAAAACCUCUUGGUGUAAUACAGGAUUGUCCAACCAGAUGGAAUAGUACAUAUUAUAUGAUGGAAAGAUUAUUGAAAAUUAAAGACUCAAUAAUAUUGUAUCUUAACAACUACGAGCAACUUUCCAUAACUCUCGAUGAUUGGAAAAUAAUGGAAAAAUGUGUAAACAUCUUAAAACCUUUUGAGGAGGUUACUCGAGAACUUAGCAGUUCAACUAUUUCGAUUUCGUCGGUUAUACCAUUAAUACACAUUCUCACAUCUAAAUUAAAUAAAGAAAAAUCAUUGGAAAGCGGUCCACCUUAUGUAGCCAAAAUAAUUGAAACGCUUAUGUAUGAGCUGAAUUUCAGAUUUUCAGAUUUAAGACAAACACCAAUAUUUUCAAUAUCAACAUAUUUGGAUCCAAGAUACAAACUAAAGUUUUUUGGCGAGGAUGAUAAAAAUAAGAUUCGCUCUGAACUUGUAAAAUUAAUACAUCAAAAUUAUUCCGAUGUUGAAGUGUGCAAUUCUUCAACAAAAAUAACAGAGAAAACUACUUUAAUAGCUAAUGACAACGACGCAGGUCCCCAUAACGCUUCAUCACAAAUACAAGCUGAUAUAGAAAUGUUUUUAAAUGAAGACAGCAGUGAUAUUGAAUACGAAGUGGAUGAAAUAUUAACAGUUUCUGAAAUAAACGAGGUAUUAAAAGAAUAUGAUAAGGAACGAAAAGUUCACAUUUCCCAAGACCCACUACUAUGGUGGAAAAAAAACUGUUUAAAAUAUAAAAUUUUAGUUCCGGUAGUACGUCAGUUUCUAUCCACUCCCCCCGGAAGUGUUCCUAGUGAACAAUUAUUUAGUGGAGCUGGAUUAAUAUAUGAUACUCGACGCUUCAAUCUUAAAAUUAAUUCUGCCAAUAAUAGUAGUAGUAGUAGUAGUGAUAAUGUAGAAGAGAUAUUGAUAGUAGAAGAAUGUAUAGUAAAUUAUGAUUUGUAA